AUGAUGCGAGUCUCUGACAAGAAGGGAAUGCUUGGUUUCUCUCCGUAUAUAAGGUAGCGACAACCCUGCCUGUCUGACCUUAUACUCCUCUACCUACCCUUUCGAUUUGGACAACUACUCCACCAUCUGGAUACCGUGCCUACUAUAAAAUCAACUCUCUACUACCAAUAUAUACAAUCUACAAAUACUUGCUACCUCCAAACACAACCACCACCAUGAGUGUCGCCGUCCAAAUGAUCCGCCCAACCAUCCGCCAUUUCUCCGUCCGCCGUCCUCGUCCAGAUUCUCGCACCUCGCGCUUCGUCACAAGCUCGUGUCUCGUCUCCGCAGUGGUCCUCCCUUUCGUCCCACCAGCCCUAGAGAGCUCCCGCGAAAAGAAGUCCGGCUAUCCCAACCACAACAAAGCGCAUCCCCCACUUUGCUUCCACGCGCGGUAGAUCAAUCCGUCCGGUGCCGUUGAACGACGUCCUGCUAUUUAUAUCACUCUUUUCCCUUUGCUUUUCUUUUGUUUUCGUUUUUCUUUUUUUUAGCGACUUGUUUUCUUUUUUGGGGGCUUACAAUUCCCUUCUGAUCGACGGUCUUAUAUUUCAUCAUUUUCGGCGUACCGGUACACACAACACAUAUAAGCCCCUUACAUCUCGCUGUGGGGACAAAUGACGUCGUGAUUCAUCUUGCAUAUGGAGUUGGGGGCGUUUGAGCCAUGGCGAUCGCUUGGGUUGAUUUGACUUCUUUCUGUUUACUUUGUGGUGGUUCUUGUGAGGAUAGUAUGCGCGUCUUGAUGUGGUGUGGAAAUGACAUGCAUUGAAAUGGGGAUUGCGCUCAAGGGUCCAUCAUGGGCAUUAGCUUGAGAACUUGAGCAAUAAUGCAAGUACUAGCGGCCUGGCGCCGCAGGGUGAAUUCCAAGUUGUUGAUGUGAGUA
This is a messenger RNA of Aspergillus candidus, 919 nucleotides long. RefSeq lists its product as uncharacterized. Bases 216 to 437 code for a protein of 73 amino acids. The record is from RefSeq and is a predicted model, not a curated record. Lineage: Eukaryota; Fungi; Ascomycota; Eurotiomycetes; Eurotiales; Aspergillaceae. The transcript is spliced from 2 exons.